Molecule: messenger RNA, 1914 nt
Organism: Eucalyptus grandis
Lineage: Eukaryota; Viridiplantae; Streptophyta; Magnoliopsida; Myrtales; Myrtaceae
Exons: 2
Coding region: 473-1510 (345 amino acids)
Molecular function (GO): protein binding
Source: RefSeq, a predicted model, not a curated record
UUGUGGCCCAAAAAAUCAUUAAAAGUGGCAACGGCAUUAUACAAAUACCCUUCUUUCCCUUUCAAAAUGUUUAUGGUAGUUGGUUUUGUUGUUUUUGUAGGACUUCCAACAAUUGAGGUACAUUAAAUUGCAUGAUUGCAAGUCGCUCGUUAGUACGCCCAACCUCUCAUGUGCUCCAAAUCUCGAAGAAUUGAAACUUUGGAAUUGCAAAAACUUGGUAGAAGCUCACGAGUCGAUUGCAAAUCAUGACAAGCUCCAAGUCGUGCAUUUUAAAUGGUGCCCUGAACUUCGUGUUUUUCCAAAUGUGCUCAAGUCAAAAAAUCUUCGAGAUCUCAACUUUUCUGUUUGCUCAAAAUUUGAAAGAUUUCCCGAUAUCCCACAUGAACUCGGAUGCCUGAAAAAACUUUCCAUACUACAUACCGCUAUUAAAGAACUUCCUACAUCAAUAGAAAAUCUUGUCUCUCUAGAGGAAAUGCUUUUAGAUAUUUGCAAAAACUCGGUAAGCAUUCCAUCUAACAUUUAUAAGUUACAAAGACUUCAAUGCUUCAAAUCUGCUUUUGGCCCAAUCGUGUUUCCAAUCCUCACAGAUUUAGCUAAUCCGUGCAUGAAGGUUGGGCUUUCAAAUUUAAAAGUCUUAAACCUUCUCAAUUGUAAUAUGUCCGAAGUAGAGUUUUUGGAGGAUCUUUCUUGUUUUCCCUUGUUGGAAACCUUAAUUCUGUCAGGGAACAAUAUUACUAGCCUCCCUAUAUCCAUCACUCAGCGUGAUCGUUUGUCCAUAUUGUCAGUUAGUCAUUGCCAUCAAUUACAAGAGAUUCCCAAGCUUCCGCCAUUUUUAAAUUUACUGCUCACGAAUGGGUGCGAAUCUCUGCAAACAAAUGGACAUUUAACUUCAAUUGAUCAGUGGGUCCAUCGAGGGUUGACCGUGGUUGACACUGCUUCAAUUGCCAAGAAUUCUCCCUGCACUAUUUAUCUCCCUAAGGGAGAGAUGCCAAAGUGGUUUCAACCAGUUGAAGAAGGAUUUAUAUCUUUCGUGGCUUCAAAGGACUUAUACGAUAAGUUUCUUGGAUUUAUUUUCUGUGCUGUAUGUAACAAUGAAGGCGGUCAUUGCAGACUUUACUUUAACACAUAUUUUAAUGGCAAAAACCAGGGUACCUACACAACAGAGCACUCCAGAUUGGAUCCAAGUGGCAUCUUGAUAAAGUAUUUCGCACCAUCUCACUUAUGGAAAGCAGUCCAUUUUGAUCAAAUUGAUGGGAGUUAUGCACAAUUCAGCAUUACAUUAAGGAACUCAUCAUUAAUCCCCAAGGGCGUGGAAAAGUGGGGAUUCCGAAUAAUAUGCAAGCAACUAGAGGACGAUUUAAAGGCUGCGAUCCGAGACUAUAGGCUGAUUGAUCCAGCUUUCCUCUAUGAGGUCGGUCAUGACUCAGCAGACCCAGAAGCCCAAAGUUCACAUAUACAUGAAGACGAUCCAACCGAAAUAGGUCUAUCAAGAAACUUGCAAGAGAGUUAACAUAUGCUUGAAAACAGACUGAUCGAAUUUGAUCUAGAUUGUCCACCGAGUUCUUACGAGCCUGAUGGAAUGAUAGACAUGAGUUAUCGUGAGUUUUAUCUUGCUGGACAACUGCUUCCUGGAGACCCGCGCAGCCUGGGGAACAAAAAGUUCAAGCUUCUCUUGAAAGAAUGAUGGAAACGUGCUAAGUAAUUCGUACGGUGAGUGAACUCCCGCUGAUCUUCAUUACAAUGCCUUCUUUCUUCUCGUUCCUUCUCGUUUUCCUCUCCCCGAAAAAAAUAAAAAUAAGAAAGAAGACUUAUAAAUAAAAUUCUGUAAUUCAACCUUCUCUUUAAUCUCUUUUCUUUGUUUGUAAGUGCAAGAUCGCCGCUUGGCAAGCACAGGCGACCGACAGAAGAAGUCCC